Laetiporus sulphureus 93-53 is the source of this 1545-nucleotide messenger RNA. RefSeq names its product cytochrome P450 monooxygenase. Lineage: Eukaryota; Fungi; Basidiomycota; Agaricomycetes; Polyporales; Laetiporaceae. The transcript is spliced from 13 exons. The record is from RefSeq and is a predicted model, not a curated record. The coding region runs from base 1 to 1545 and encodes 514 amino acids. Gene Ontology annotation, molecular function: oxidoreductase activity, acting on paired donors, with incorporation or reduction of molecular oxygen; iron ion binding; monooxygenase activity.
AUGCAAUCCCUCGGCAUCAUAACAUGUUUUUUUAUCGCGCUACUCUCGAUAGUUCUCAUUCGCAUACUGUGCUCCUGGAUUUUGACUGAGAAGCGAGGCCUUCCGUUGCCUCCAGGUCCAAAACCGUUCCCACUCAUAGGCAACGCUCACCAGGUCCCUCUACAAUCCCAGCCGGAGGUGUUUACUCAGUGGGCCCUUCCAUAUGGCGACAUUGUCUUUGCGAGACUGUUCUCUACGCCCGCGAUCAUCUUGAAUACUGCACAAGUUGCGCGAGAUCUGAUGGAGAAGAGAGGAUCCAAGUACUCGGGAAGACCGCGGUUCUUAUGGGCGAUCGAAAUGGUCGGUUUCGAUCCAGUCCUUGCAUUUAUGCCCUACGGAAACCAGUGGGCGCAGCAGAGGAAGUGGUUCAAGGCAGCUCUUCAGGGCAAGGAAGCUCUCACCUCUUAUUAUCCCGUGCAGAGAACGGAGAGGCGGAGAUUUCUGCUUGCGAUGGUACAGACUCCUUACGAAUGGGAAUUUCACAUCAAGAGAUAUGCCGCGGCGCUCAUGCUAGAGAUUACAUAUGGUCAUAGCAUCACGGACGCAGAUGACGAUUACAUACACCUAGUGGACGACGCCUUAAAACAAUUCACAGAGGCCGCAGGCGGAGCAGCGGCAUUGGUAGACUUCUUCCCGUCUCUACGAUACCUGCCUACCUGGAUGCCAGGCGCAGGUUUCAAGCGCAAAGCUCGUGAAUUGAGAGCUAUCAUUCGCAAAAUGCUGGAUGUACCAGUGGAGAGGGUCAAACAUGCCAUGGCGUUAGGGGACACCAAACCAUCAUUCACCGCGUCCUUGUUGGCACAACUACACGGUGAAUCUGCAAUGUCGUCAGAGGCGCACAUUAGGGGUGCUGCAGCAGCAGCAUAUGCUGGUGGAGCCGAUACGACUAUUAUAGUGCUGAUGGCGUUUAUUCUGGCCAUGGUGUUACAUCCCGAAGUCUGCCAUAAAGCUCAGGCAGAGAUCGACCGUGUCAUUGGUAGAGGUCGGCUGCCAGACUUUGCGGAUAGAACCUCGUUGCCGUACCUUGAUUGUGUCUUGAAGGAGGUAUACCGUUGGAGCUGUCCCGUGCACCUUGGUCUGCCUCAUGCGGCAACUGAGGACGACGAGUAUCGCGGCUAUUUCAUACCCAAGGGCUCUAUGGUCAUUUCCAAUAUAUGGCGAGUAUUGGCAAUGACACGAAACCCUGAGUUAUACCCGGACGCAGAUGCCUUCCGUCCCGAACGCUUUGAGGUCGCAGACCCUGAGAUCGUAGAGGCUAUGGAUCCCAGCAACCUCAUUUUUGGCUUUGGGAGACGAAAGUGUCCUGGCGCUCAAUUGGGUGACGCGGACAUAUGGAUAGCAGUUGCUGGUAUCCUCGCAGCGUUCGACAUCCGAAAAGCCGUCAACGCGGCUAACGCUGAGAUCAUCCCGGCUGCUUGCUUCUCCGCCGGACUGAUGAGGCACGUGAAGUCGUUCCCAUGCGAGGUCGUUCCGCGCAAGGGAUUGAACUUGGAAACAAUUGAAUAG